AGUUUUCAUUUAAUCAUUGGGUACGAAAGUCGUCUAGAUUUCAUUUAAAAUUUUAAAAUGGUUGAAGAUAAAAUUAUUGACAAAGCUCCAGUCACGUUAAAGGAACAAAAAGUUAAUGAUGUGAAGAUUAAAAAUUCAUUAAACAGUGAAUCAGAUAAAGCAACACAGCCACCAGAAUCUGCUGCUGAAACUGUCUUGGAUCCGUCUUGUGAUGAGAAAAAUCCUCGAAUUAUUUCAUUUCAAGAUGUUUGUCAAGCAGCUUUUAUGAUUAAAGGUGGAAUUGAUUUCACGCCAUGUCGGAGAUCUCAUUUAUCUGAACAAAGUGGAAUAGAAAUUUUUUUGAAGAAGGAAUUCCAACAAUACACUGGCAGUUUCAAAGAACGAGGUGCUCGAAACUUUCUACUUCAUUUAACACCAGAACAGAAGAAAAAUGGAGUUGUGUCAGCUUCUCUUGGAAAUCAUGCUUUGGGUUUAAGUUAUCAUGGAAUGAAACUUAAAAUACCUGUGACUGUUGUCAUGCCAAAAGAAGCACCAAUUAUGAAAGUUCAGAAAUGUCGAAGUUUUGGUGCACACGUCUUAAUUCAAGGUGAAGACAUGGCAGCAGCAAAGAAAAUUGCUAUGGAAAUUUCAAGAGAUAAGAAAACUCCAUACGUAAAUGGUUACGAUCAUCCAUUAAUAAUAAGUGGACAAGGAACGAUUGGCCUUGAAAUUGUUGAACAAUGUGAAGGUGCUGAUGCCAUAGUUGUUCCAGUCGGAGGUGGUGGAUUGAUAGCAGGAAUUGCGACAGCAAUAAAAACUCUAUCACCUCAAACUAAAAUUAUUGGGGUUGAAAGCAACAAAUGUCCAUCAUUUUCAAAAGCAUUACAACAUGGAGGUCCGGUUUAUACGCCCAAUCUAGCAACAUUAGCCGAUGGUCUUGCAGUUCCAAAAGUAGGAUGUAACGCAUACGCAACCGUAAAGCCUCUUUUAGACAGAAUGAUUGUUGUAAAGGAAGAGUGGAUUGCUUUAGCUAUUCUACGUUUAGUGGAAAUGGAAAAAUGUGUUGUUGAAGGCGCAGGUGCAGCUGGUUUGGCUGCAAUACUUGCUGGUCAAUUGGAUGAAUUCAAAGGAAAAAAAGUUGUGUUACUUGUUUGUGGAGGGAAUAUUGACACCACAACAUUCGGACGUUGUUUGGAGCGAGGAUUAGCUGCUGAGGGACGAUUAAUGAAAUUCAACGUUACUGUCAGUGAUCGACCAGGUGGAAUUACUGAACUUUGUCGUCUUAUUUCAUCUAUUGGCGUUACUAUUAAAGAUAUAAUGCAUGAGAGAGCUUGGCUUAAAGAUAUUUACUGUGUUGAAGUGAAAUGCGUUGUCGAGACUGCAGAUUUUGAUCACAGUCAACAAUUGAAGAAGAAACUGAUGGAAAAUUACAAAAAUGUAUUUUUCAACGAGCCUUCGUUUGCUAUUCAUAAGUCAGCAGCUUUUUAAAUCUUCUACAUUCGACUGCAUAAAUACCUAUUUUAUUAAUUUUUAACAUGUAAAUUAAAGAGUUAUAUUUGUCGUGGUAGAAGAUUAUUAAAUAUGUUUAUUCUAACGUCUUUGAACAUUAUUAAAAAAUAUUAAUUUCAGUCUCUUCUGAUUACGAAUUAAUAAAAUAAGGGAAAUAGAUAUGAAUCAAAGGAAAAAUAUGAAUUUUAUAUCAAAUAUGUUAAGCAUUUAAAUAAAUUUCGUGGUAAGAACCUUUUCUAGCCAAAUGUUUUUUGCACAUUGGGCAAAUCUUUUUCUGCAUGAAAGCUUCUUCGAGGCAGGAGCGACAGAAAAGGUGUCCACAUAUGGUCGAGACAGGUUUUCGAUCAACGACUGAUUCAAAACAAAUUGGACAAGUUAUCUUUGCUUUCUUGUUUGAAAUCUCUUCAUGAGAGUCAUCAAAAUUUAAUCGUUUAGAAACUGUCUUAAGUUCAUCAUUCACUAGAACAAUUGCAUCAUUUCCUAAUGCAAUGUUACGAGGGCGACGUCUAGACGGACCUGGUUUCAUAUCUUGUGAAUCAGGUAUAACGAUGACAGAAUUAUCAUUCAAAGCUAAUUGAUGUGAUUGGAGUGUUUGAUCACAUAAAUCGAUAGUUUCAAUAUGCUGUGGAAUGAGGAUGACGUCAUCAUCUUCAUCAUCACAGUCGUUGGUCUUAUGUGAAUUAUUUAGAGCUUGUGCUACGGCUUCAAGAUCUGGAGCUACUAUGGAGCUAUCCACUAUGUCAUGAUCAAAACUGUAUUGCUCUGUAUCGCUUGAAUGAUUACUACUCAUAUUCCACAGUUGCUUGAAUAUCCUGAUACAAAUUUUCGAUGAUGAUGAGAAGUAAUUCGUCAUAUAAUAAAUUGUUUAAUUGAUCUUGAACUGAACUGAUUACUUUGCUUUCGAAAAAUAUAUGUAAGCUCCUUGAUUUACUGAUAUUUCUUUUCAAAUUAGACUCAAUAACGAUUAUAAAGUCUUUUUGGGAUUAAAUAACAAAAGCUCUCUGAAAUAAUUGAAAAUGAAAAAAUUA
Messenger RNA from Clunio marinus, 2516 nucleotides. The record is from the annotation of a GenBank genome assembly. Lineage: Eukaryota; Metazoa; Arthropoda; Insecta; Diptera; Chironomidae.